AUGGGAAUCUGCCCAUUAUCCAGAGUCCAUGGAAAUCUGCCCAUUAUCCAGAGACCACAGGAGUCUGCCAAUUAUCCAGAGACCACGGGAGUCUGCCUAUUGUCCAGAGACCAUGGAAAUCCGCCCAUUGUCCAGAGACCAUGGAAAUCUGCCCAAGAUCCAGACUAUGGGAAUCUGCCCAUUAUCCAGAGACCAUGGGAAUCUGCCCAUUUUCCAGAGACCAUGGAAAUCUGCCCAUUAUCCAGAGACCAUGGGAAUCCGCCCAUUAUUCAGAGACCUUGGGAAUCUGCCAAUUAUCCAGACGAUGGGAAUUUGCUCAUUAUCCAGAUACCAUGGAAAUCUUCCCAUUAUCCAGAUACCAUGGGAGUCUGCCAAUUAUCCAGAGACCAUGGAAAUCUGACCAUUAUACAGAGACCAUGA
Pelobates cultripes (western spadefoot toad) is the source of this 420-nucleotide messenger RNA. Lineage: Eukaryota; Metazoa; Chordata; Amphibia; Anura; Pelobatidae. The record is from the annotation of a GenBank genome assembly.